Molecule: messenger RNA, 1581 nt
Organism: Centropristis striata (black sea bass)
Lineage: Eukaryota; Metazoa; Chordata; Actinopteri; Perciformes; Serranidae
Gene: igfbp7
Product: insulin-like growth factor binding protein 7
Exons: 5
Coding region: 70-858 (262 amino acids)
Biological process (GO): regulation of cell growth; regulation of signal transduction
Cellular component (GO): extracellular region
Molecular function (GO): insulin-like growth factor binding
Source: RefSeq, a predicted model, not a curated record
UCAGACCUUCAGACCAGGUUCAGACCUUCAGACCCGGUUCAGCAGCAGAGUUUAGAUCAGAUCUCCAUCAUGAAGUCUUUGAUCCUGUCUCUGGUUCCGGUUCUGGCGCUGCUCUCGGUCCCGGUCCUGUCCGCUCCGGGUUGCGGACCGUGUGACCCGGCUCAGUGCGCGUCCCUCCCGGCGGAGGGCUGCCCGGCCGGCUCCCUGCUGGACUCCUGCGGCUGCUGCGCGGUGUGCGCCGCCGCGGAGGGAGAGCUGUGCGGCGGCCGCCGCGCGGCAGCGCGCCGCUGCGGAGCCGGACUGGAGUGCGUCAGGAGCGACGCGGACAAGAAGAACAAGCUGGGGGUCUGCGUCUGCAAGAGCGACCACGAGGUCUGCGGCUCCGACGGGACCACGUACCGGAGCGGCUGCGCCCUGAAGAGCGCCAGCCUGGCUGCCCAGAACCAGGGACAAGGACCAAUCAGCGUCCAGAACAAGGGCCGCUGCGCCACAGCUCCCGUCAUCGUCACGGCUCCAGGCGAGGUGUUCAACGUGAGCGGCUCCCAGGUGUACCUGAGCUGUGAGGCGGUGGGCGUGCCCACACCUGUCCUCACCUGGAAGAAGGUGCUCAGUGGGAAGAGGAGGAUGGAGCUUCUUCCUGGAGACAGAGACAACCUGGCGAUCCAAACGAGAGGAGGACCAGAGAAACACGAGGUCACCGGCUGGGUUCUGAUCUCUCCUCUGACCAAAGAAGAAGAAGGAUCCUACGAGUGUCACGCCACCAACCCUAAAGGAGAAGCUUCAGCGGUCGGCGCCAUCCACCUGGUCGACUCCCUGGACCUCAUCGUCAAGACAGUGACGAAGGACGGCGAGCUGUGAUCAGCUGAUCGGUGAUGAUGAUGUCACAGGAAGCAGCUGAUUUUAAAACAUUUAUUUGAUGUCGUUCUAAAAAAACACCUUUAAUUUGAAUUUAAUUUCUCUUUGUGUUGCUGAGGUUAAUGAUUUAAAUUCUUCUUUUCUGGGAUGAAAACUAUUUAAUAACUUUUCUUUCAUAUUAGUGCUGCAACUAACGAUUAUUUUCAUUAUUAAUGAAUCUGUUGAUUAUUUAAACGAUUAAUUGAUUAGUUGUUUGGUCAAUAAAAUGUAUAAAAAUAUCAAUGAGUGUUUCCAAACCACAAGAUGACGUCCUCAAAUCUCUUGUUUUGUCCACAAACCAAAGAGAUAUUCAGUUUAUUGUCAUAAAGGAACAAAGAAACCAGAAAUAUUCACAUUGAAGAAGCUGAAAUCAGAGAAUUUGGACUUAUUGUCUUUAAAAAACUGCUCAAACCAAUUAUUGGAUUAUAAAAAUAGUUGACGAUUAAUUUAAUAAUCAAUUUGUUGCAGCUCUAAUUCAUACAUUUAAUAUUUUUUUUGUUAUCAUUGAUGAAUUAUUCUUUUCCUUUCACGCUCUCAUUCACUCCUACGGACAGUUUUGAGUCCCUAAUUAAAGUCUCAUUUAUUGAUCAUCAGCUCAGGUCUGAUUAUUAACUCUUAUAUCUGUAAUAAUGUUGCUUUUAUUGUUUGUUUAUAUUCCUGCUGAAUAAACUGAUGACUUCAUCGAUU